Messenger RNA from Cucurbita maxima (winter squash), 1606 nucleotides. RefSeq names its product serine/arginine-rich splicing factor RSZ21-like. Gene Ontology annotation, cellular component: nuclear speck. The record is from RefSeq and is a predicted model, not a curated record. Gene Ontology annotation, biological process: mRNA splicing, via spliceosome. Bases 185 to 682 code for a protein of 165 amino acids. Lineage: Eukaryota; Viridiplantae; Streptophyta; Magnoliopsida; Cucurbitales; Cucurbitaceae. Gene Ontology annotation, molecular function: zinc ion binding; RNA binding. The transcript is spliced from 6 exons.
CUCUGCGACUACAGGCAACGCCGUUUUCCUACAUUAUCACCGGCUGAUCUGUUCGUAAUCUACGACGAUCCGGGGAGAUUUUUUUUCUAGGUGGUUUUUAACUUAAUACAUUACAAUUACUCGAGUUUACAUUGGUAAUCUGGAUCCACGCGUUUCAGAGAGGGAUCUUGAAGAUGAAUUUCGAAUGUUCGGUGUUCUUAGGAGUGUGUGGGUUGCUAGAAGGCCUCCAGGAUAUGCAUUUAUUGAGUUUGAUGAUCGCAGGGAUGCUCUAGAUGCAAUACAGGCAUUGGAUAGGAAAAAUGGUUGGCGUGUGGAGCUUUCUCACAACUCUAAAGGCGGUGGAGGUGGUGGUGGUGGUGAUUUGAAAUGUUAUGAAUGUGGUGAACCUGGUCAUUUUGCUCGAGAGUGUCGUUCUCGUGGGGGCUCACGAGGCAUUGGAGGUGGCUUGCGUCGUAGUCCUUCUCCUCGCGCCGCAGGAGUCCAAGUUAUGAAAGAUAUGGUCGCAGGAGUAAUAGUCCUCGUGGUAAAAGAUCUCCACGACGUCGCAGCAUUACACCUCCUAAGCGUGGUCGGAGUUACAGCAGAUCUCCUCCACUCCGUCAUGCUCGCCGUGCCUCACCUUAUGCUAACGGAGAUUGAUCCCGGAAUCGAGGCUGAUGCUGUGCUUGUAGAAAUUAGAUGAUGGUGUUUCUGCUAUACUGUAGUUCUAUUAGGAAUUGUGGAAUGAGGCGGAAUCAUGUAGUUAAGUUCGUCUUUGACAAUUGGUUCUCUUUGAAACCUGGAUUUGGAUGGGUGUCUACCAGGUGUUUUAAGCCACCAAAUGGCGUUCUGUCUGGAACCGUUUUGUGUUGGCUCUCUUCUACCUGCUGAAACUCGGAGGUCGCGUUCUUGCUUUCAAAAUGAUAUCUAUUCCCUAGAAUUUUAUACCUACCUCUCUCUAUAUGUUUAUUAGUGUUUCUUUUUCAUUGGAUGUCCCUAAAGAUUUAUCUGUUGGCUGUUUUUUUUUUUUUUUUUUUGAGGUGUGAUUUUCGGCUAUAAAUCGCAUCGCUACUCAGCUUCCUGCAUCUCUGUGCAUCACGGUUCUCAAUAUCUGCUCUGCUCCUCGAUCAUCUUCUUGUCACUGCAACUGGUUGCAUGCUGUUUGUAUUGCACUCUUACUGCAAGAUGGCUGCCUAUAUAGUUAAUCCUUUUUAGCUGGUUGAGGAAGAUGAAGCUGUUUUCUUGUGAUUUUCUGCUCACCAUCUUCUCGUCUUCUAUUGCAUGCACGUAGCUAUUGUGAGCGAUUCUACUCGUUUUAUAACGUUGGCAUCUUGUGAGCUUCAACUUGUUUCUUGCUUCCACAACUUCUGCCUUGCUCCUUCAAUUGCACUUCAUAAGUUAGAGACCAACCUCCAGUGAUUUGCUUUUAGAUGGUGAGGCAGCUAUCUUCUUGGUUCCCGGCUCUGUUGUAUGUUUAAUCCUCAUUUGUUUUUGGUUAGAAGGUCGAGGUGGGAAUUGGAAUGCUUAUUCAUAUUCUUUGACUGUCUGUUCUUUGUUCUUUGCGUAGAUAAACUUGCCAAACUGACAUAAACAAAGCAGACAUAAGAAGCAUUGUUAUUUUGGAUCA